AUGCACAACAGAUCCAGAUCCAUGUGGCUGGUGGCCGCUGUGCUGCUGGCGCUCCUGCUCCCGGAGGCGCUGCCCACCGCCGAUGCGGUGAGCGAGCCCGUGUGCUCCUACCGCAACUCGGAGGAUGAGACCAUCUUCCUCAAGUACCUGCCGCUCCUGCGGCGCGGACAGGACUACGUGGACUUCGGCAAGGACGGCAAGUGCCUCAAGCGGGCCAUCUGCACGGACACCUUCAAGACCAUCGUGGAGGAUUGCGCCCAGCAGAAGAUCACGUGUGUGAACAAGGAUCGCUUUACGGGCGUUUUUCCUGCUUGCUGCCUCAAGUGUCCUUAAAUUGGAAAAUUUGUCUUGCUUGGAUGGUACAUAAAUAAAUUCCGUGUAAUACAUACAAUCCAAAUUAACUAGUUCCUUUGGUUGUGUUUUGU
Drosophila takahashii is the source of this 425-nucleotide messenger RNA. RefSeq lists its product as uncharacterized. Lineage: Eukaryota; Metazoa; Arthropoda; Insecta; Diptera; Drosophilidae. The record is from RefSeq and is a predicted model, not a curated record.